Messenger RNA from Juglans regia (Persian walnut), 840 nucleotides. Its product is annotated as probable calcium-binding protein CML45. Gene Ontology annotation, molecular function: calcium ion binding. Lineage: Eukaryota; Viridiplantae; Streptophyta; Magnoliopsida; Fagales; Juglandaceae. The coding region runs from base 25 to 618 and encodes 197 amino acids. The record is from RefSeq and is a predicted model, not a curated record. The transcript has a single exon.
UGUCUCCCUGUCUGUCUACUUACCAUGGUAAAGACAGCUGCCAAUACCAUCUCAUUCGUUGGCAUUCUCUUAAUUCUUGUAAUACUCAAAUGGGUCCUCCUAGGACUCAAAGAUUUGUACUCAAGCUUUCGGAUUGUACUCCAAACUUUCAUAGACCUGCUUCGCCAUGCAUGGAGGGCGGUUUAUGCAGAAGCUCAAAUUCAGAGAGUACUUUGCAGUGAUGAAAAUUUGGAGGAUGUGAAGCCAUCAAAAGAAGAGGAAAUGAUGCUGGCAACUGAGAAAGUUGAGGAGAAAAAGCUGUCUAUUGGAGAAGUGAAAAUGAUGAUGGAGAAAAUGGUAAAAAAUCAUGAAGAAAUGCUGGGUUCAGAUGAGAUUGAAGGCCUCUUCGAGGAGGAGGAACCAAGCCCUGAGGAAGUGAAACAAGCGUUUGAUAUGUUUGAUGAGAACAAUGACGGAUUCAUUGAUGCAUGGGAGUUGGGGAAAGUUCUCUACACACUGGGGCUUGUGGAGCCUUUGGAAGCAGAAUGCCAGAGCAUGAUCAGCGUCUUUGACGACAAUGGAGAUGGGCGGAUAGAUUUCAAUGAAUUUGUGAAACUUGUGGAGCACAGCUUCAACUAGCUCAAGAAGAGGCGGGAAUUUUAAUCUUUCAUAUUUGAAGCGGAAAUCUAAAACUGCACGAAAUGAGAGUGAAAUAAGUGUGACACAUCACACAACCAAGCUUUUGGAACAGAAACAACCACAGCAUAUCUUGAUAUAUCUGGAUAAGCAGCAUGUUUCAUUUUUGUUUUUAAUUAGCUUUAUUUAUCCAAUGGAGCAAUUCGUCAAGGAACUUGUAAACAC